UUAAAACAUAUAACACGUAUCGUAGAUCUUGCCAAACAAACUUACCGAAAAAUCGUUUUGGACAAAAGUGCAAGAGGACAAGUUGGCCAGUCCUGACAUAUUGGACGGCUUGGCUCAAAAGUUCGCGUCGAAACCAAGCGGGAAGAAAAUCGACGAUGUCGUGGACAAGUCAGCUCCAUCGAAGAAAGUGAAGGACUUGAAGGUUUUGGAUGGCAAAGCUGCGCAGAAUAUCCUCAUACUUCUAAACGGUACAUUGAAACACAUGCCGUACGAAGAAGUCAAGUCUUGUCUGCUCAAGUGCGAAGGUCCCGUCAUCUCGGACAAUAUACUUCAAGGAUUGAUACAGUAUUUACCACCACCAGAUCAACUGUUGAAACUACAACUUUACAAAGACCAGUACGACGAUUUGACGGAAGCCGAACAGUUUUGUAUCACUGUGAGUGGAGUUGAAAUGUCCCAGUUAAGUUCUCCAACACUGUUGAAGAAAACAUUGAAAUAUUUUCAAAUAUCGACGAUCAAGAGACUAUUGCCGAGACUGAGGUCGUUGAGUUUCAUGCUACGAUACGAAGAACUGGUGCAAGACGUAAAGCCGGACAUAGUGGCGGGUACGGCAGCUUGCGAAGAAGUAAAAGGUAGCAAGAAGUUUGCAAAAAUUCUCGAAUUGAUUCUGUUGCUUGGCAACUACAUGAACUCCGGCUCGAAGAAUGGCCAAGCGUUUGGAUUUGAGAUUAGUUUUCUUACCAAGUUAACAAGCACAAAGGAUGUCGAUAACAAACAGACUUUGAUGCAUUAUUUAGUGUGUACGAUAGAGCAGAAAUUCCCGGAAUGUCUUAGUUUUUCGGAAGAGCUGGCACACGUGGACAGAGCUAGUCGUGUUUCGUUAGAAAAUGUACAAAGGACAUUGCGACAGAUGGAUUCCAACAUUCGAAAUCUCGAACAAGAUUUAUCGAAUGCCAAAGUUCCACAAUCGGAUAACGAUUUGUUCUUGCAUGUUAUGGGUGUAUCCUUUUCUUUUCUUUUUUCUUUCGUAAUUCUUUCCAUUGUAUUGUUAUAUAGUAGUGAUUACUUUGCAUUCAUGCACAUAUCGGUUUUUCUUAACUAUCCGACUUGACUAA
Molecule: messenger RNA, 1115 nt
Organism: Heterotrigona itama
Lineage: Eukaryota; Metazoa; Arthropoda; Insecta; Hymenoptera; Apidae
Source: the annotation of a GenBank genome assembly